Messenger RNA from Pleuronectes platessa (European plaice), 2774 nucleotides. RefSeq names its product stromal cell derived factor 4 (gene sdf4). The record is from RefSeq and is a predicted model, not a curated record. Gene Ontology annotation, biological process: calcium-ion regulated exocytosis. Gene Ontology annotation, molecular function: calcium ion binding. Gene Ontology annotation, cellular component: endoplasmic reticulum. The transcript has 7 exons. The coding region runs from base 117 to 1190 and encodes 357 amino acids. NCBI's taxonomy places the organism in Eukaryota, Metazoa, Chordata, Actinopteri, Pleuronectiformes, Pleuronectidae.
CCCCCACCCCACCCGCCCGGUAACUCACCACCGCAGCUAGCUGUCGGUCCUCCACCCGAAGUCGGAUCGACUCCUCCCGCAGCGUCGCGGUCAGUUACCGAGACUGAGAGACAACCAUGGCCGUUUGGAGGAUACUGUGGUGCAGAAACAUCAUGGCUGCAUCUCUGCUGCUCUGUGUUCUUCUUCACGCCAUGGACGUGCAUGCACGACCAGCCAACAUGUCGGCCCUUAAAGAAAAGCCUGUGUCCAACAAGGACGAGAACGAGAUCCUGCCUCCGGACCACCUGAACGGGGUGAAGCUGGAGCUGGACGGACACCUCAACAAGGACUUCCAUCAGGAGGUGUUCCUGGGGAAAGACCUGGAGGAGUUCGAGGAGGACUCCGAGCCAAGGAGGAACAGGAAGAAGCUAAUUGAGAUCUUCACCAAAGUUGAUUUCAACCUGGAUAGAAGUGUCAGCGCCAAGGAGAUGCAGCGCUGGAUCAUGGAGAAGACGGAGGAGCACUUCCAGGAGGCCACGAAGGAGAACAAGAACCAUUUCCAUGCUGUUGACCCGGACGGAGACGGUCGCGUGACGUGGGAUGAAUACAGAAUCAAAUUUCUGGGCAGCAAAGGAUUCAAUGAAAAAGAAAUUGCUGAGAAGAUAACGAAUAAUGAAGAUUUGAAACUGGAUGAGGAAACUCAGGAGGUUCUGGAAAGCCUGAAGGAUCGCUGGUUCCAGGCCGACAGCCCCCCCGCCGACCAGCUGCUGAACGAGCAGGAGUUCCUGUCCUUCCUCCACCCGGAGCACAGCAAAGGAAUGCUCCAGUACAUGGUGAAGGAGAUCGUUCGGGACCUAGACCAGGACGGUGAUAAGAAACUGACCCUGUCGGAGUUCAUCUCUCUGCCCGUGGGCACCGUGGAGAACCAGCAGGCCCAGGACAUCGAUGACGACUGGGUUCGAGAGAGGAAGAAGGAGUUCGAGGACGUCAUCGACUCAAACCACGAUGGCAUCGUCACCAUGGAGGAGCUGGAGGGGUACAUGGACCCGAUGAACGAGCACAACGCUCUGAACGAGGCCAAGCAGAUGAUCGCCGUCGCAGAUGAGAAUCAGAAUCAUAACUUGGAGCUGGACGAGAUCCUCAAGUACAGCGAAUACUUCACGGGCAGCAAGCUCAUGGAUUAUGCCAGAAAUGUUCACGAGGAAUUCUGAGGACGCGUUCGUCCUCCGUCUGCUCGGCGAGGCCGGGCGGCGGCGUCCUGCAUCUGCUUCAGGGACAGGCCAGUAACAGAGGCAACCUAACGAUAGGAUGUUGUAGUGUGCAAUUGUGUGUUUAACGCCGAGCCCCGACGGCCUCUUUCACUGCUGACUCCAGGUAGUACGCCCUUCACCCUGCGCUGUCGGCCACCCAGCAGCGUGGACACGGUCAGCCGGCCGUGUGCCGCACGGCAGCGACUCCAAAUCAAUUUGUGUUUCAAAGUCAAAUGUGUGUUUAUGAGGAUUAUUAGAUUUUCUUUUCCGUGGUGCGGUGGUGAGAGAGUCUGUUCAGCCGGGCGAGUUGUGUGUGUGUGUCUGUGUGUGUGAGAUGCAGGAUCUGUUGUUUUUAGCUGGCGUGUCUGUAAACAGUGUAAAUAUUCAUGGUCACAUACCAAUGUAAAAGGUUGGUAGAAGUAAAUAUAUAAAUAAGCAGCUUAAAGGAACAACCCUGCUAGAGAAACCAGAUAAUUAUAUAGAGUUUAUUUCUCUCACACAGACUUCUCACUGUCAUUUAUUCUGCCAUGUUCAAGAGGGUUGAGGUGGGGGGGGGGGUCGGGGGUGUCAGCAGUGAUGCACAAUUUCACUGGUUUCCAUAAAAUCCGUCCUUUUUUCAGAUAUUAAAAAAAAAUCAAUAGGCUUGAAUUAAUGGAAGAUGUGGAGAAUAGAUUAAUAUAUAAGAGCUAUGUGUCAUUUUCAUGGAGGAUGUUAUGCUAGCUAAAGAUGGCCGACUCUUAUACAAUAGUGAAGUAUGAAGUAUACGGUUGUCGCCAUCUUGCUGCCUAAAACGACAAAAACUAUCUUUGAGAAUUAUUUAUCCCACAUGUGUUAGGACUUUUCAAUUUGGUCCGUUUCUGGCGGGUGGGUGUGUCCUGACCUCAUGACCUCAUGACCUAUACUGCAGCCAGCCAGCAGGGGGCGAGCAGAACAUUUCGUCUUCACUUUUCAAGAGUGGUCUCGUUCAUUUAUUUUUACAUUUUUUUUUUACAGUUUGUGCAUUUGGACCGAUGGAAGGAAAAGCUUGUGGCACCAAUAAGACUCAUGUGGUCUCCAAAAUGGAAACUGUUGUUUACAUGGUUCCGUGUGUGUGUGUGUCUGUGUGUCUGUGUUCGUGUCAGGUCAGAAUGUUUCCUGUGGUAAAAGCCUGUUUAGUUUUUAUCACUACAAACAAUCUGAUUUAUGAACGUGUGAGUGAAGUUAAAAUCAUAUCUUUGUAAUCUGGAUCAGCUGUAUGUUUGAGCAGUGGAAGCUGAACUCUUGUCAGAUUUGAAAGUUUCCUCUCCAUCCUAUUUUCCGUUUUGAAGGCUCUGGAUUUAUUACUCCACUUGCACCAUGUUUCUAAACGCAUGCACAAGCUGUGGAAUCACAUUCCUCCGCUUCCUGUGGACCUGUGGACGAUUUGGAUCCGGCCACAGUCUCUCGUCUUUUCCUCGGUCCUGUUCGGAUUGUAAAAUACGAUUUCAGAUAACAGAAUGUUAACACAGCUUUAUAAAAUGUAUCGCAAACAUACUGGUAAACAAUAAAUAUUUCUUAUCAAGUGAA